This is a messenger RNA of Trichoderma reesei QM6a, 2178 nucleotides long. Its product is annotated as histone deacetylase. Gene Ontology annotation, cellular component: histone deacetylase complex. The transcript is spliced from 5 exons. Gene Ontology annotation, molecular function: histone deacetylase activity. The record is from RefSeq and is a predicted model, not a curated record. The coding region runs from base 1 to 2178 and encodes 725 amino acids. NCBI's taxonomy places the organism in Eukaryota, Fungi, Ascomycota, Sordariomycetes, Hypocreales, Hypocreaceae. Gene Ontology annotation, biological process: chromatin organization.
AUGUCCAACCUCAACGGGCAUGGAGGAGGCGAGGUGCAGGGAAACGACGACGAGACUGCCUCGGACAGCAUAUACCACGAGGACAGUGAGCCGAGCGUCAUCGAGGAGACGAUUGCCCAGCAGCGGGUGCGACGUCGACUGCUUGCGACAGGGUGCUGCUACGAUGACCGGAUGAAGCUUCACAUGAACGCCGACUUCAGCCCGAAUACCCAUCACCCCGAGGACCCCCGACGCAUCCACGAAAUCUUCAAGGCCUUCAAGAAGAUGGGCCUCGUCUACACGGGCCCGGAGUCUGAGCUCCCGGCAAUCAUGAAGAACUGCCCGACCAAGUACAUGUGGAGGAUCCCCGCGCGGUCUGCGACGCGGGAAGAAAUCUGCCUCGCCCACUCCCCGGAGCACCUGGCUUGGGUGGAAAGCCUCGGCUCCAUCAGCACGGCCGAGCUCCGUGAGCUGACCAAGAAGUUUGACCAGGGCCGCGAGUCUCUCUACGUCGGCAGCAUGUCGUACCCGGCCGCCCUCUUGUCCGUCGGUGGCGCCAUCGAGACCUGCAAGAGCGUGGUUACCGGCCAGGUCAAGAACGCCUUUGCCGUGAUCCGGCCUCCAGGGCACCAUGCCGAAUUCGACCAGCCCAUGGGCUUUUGCUUCUUCAACAACGUUCCUGUGGCCGUCAAGGUGUGCCAGCAAGACUAUCCGGACGAGUGCCGCAAAGUGCUCAUCUUGGACUGGGACGUGCACCACGGCAACGGCACCCAGAACAUCUUUUACCAGGACCCAAACGUCCUCUACAUAUCCAUCCACGUCUAUCAGAACGGCGUCUUCUACCCAGGCAAGCCGCCGAAUCCCAUGACCCCCGACGGCGGCAUAGAGCACUGCGGCACGGGCCCGGGGUUGGGCAAGAACAUCAACAUCGGAUGGCACGACCAAGGCAUGGGCGACGGCGAAUACAUGGCGGCAUUGCAAAAGAUUGUGAUGCCCAUUGCCAACGAGUUCAACCCGGAUCUGGUCGUCAUCUCUGCCGGGUUUGAUGCCGCGGACGGAGAUGAGCUGGGCGGCUGCUUCGUGACGCCCGCCUGCUAUGCGCACAUGACGCACAUGCUCAUGUCCCUCGCCGACGGCAAGGUCGCCGUCUGCCUGGAAGGCGGCUACAACCUGCAGGCGAUUUCGAACUCGGCCGUCGCCGUCGCGAGAACGCUGAUGGGCGAGCCUCCGCCAAAGCUUGUUCUGCCCGGGAUCAACAAGGACGCGGCGAGAACACUAGCCAAGGUGCAGGCGUAUCACGCCCCUUACUGGGAGUGCAUGCGGCCGGGCAUCGUCGAUGUACCCGAUGUUCAGGCCCUCAAUGCCGACAGGCUGCACGACGUCAUCAGGAACGCGCAGCGCCAGGUCACGCAGUCGAAGCACGGCAUGAUUCCGCUCUAUAUACAGCGAGAAACGAUAUCCAAGUCGUUUGAGAACCAGGUGCUCGUCACGCCGAAUCUGCACGAGGCAAAGAGGAUUCUUGUCAUCCUACACGAUCCGCCUCAGCUGUUGGCGCAAGUUGACGCGGUGGACAGCACCGUCGAUACUCACAACGCAUGGGUUGUUGACGGCGUAACGGAAUACAUCGAUUGGGCCGUCAGCCAGGGCUUUGGCAUCAUGGACAUCAACGUCCCACAUUACGUUACCCGUGAAGAGGCAUGUUCCUGCGCCGACGUCGAAGCAUACAUUCCCCGAUUCAACGAACAGGAGAUCCAGGAGCAAAUCCUUUCGCUGGUCUGCUACCUCUGGGACAACUUUCUCCAGCUCUACGACACCAACGAGAUCUUCUUGAUUGGUGCGGGCAAUGCAUACCUCGGGGUAAAGGUGCUCUUGAUCAACAGAGAUUGCAAAGAAAAGAUUGCGGGCAUCGUCAACUUUGUGACCGAAAACCUGCGGCCCGUCAAGUCCGACGUCGACCACGACCUCUCGUCGUGGUACAAGGACAACUCGCGCGUCUACGUGGCGGCCGACCACGCCUGCUGGGCCGACGCCGAGCUGACCAAGAAGGUCAAGAAGAGGCGCUUCGGGACGGUGGUGAGGAGCAGCGUGGUCGGGCUGAACCAGAUGAUGCACGAGCACGCCGCGGAGGCGCGCGAAUGGAUCAUGAAGAGGGUCUCGAGUCAUCCUGAUGGGGACACGACUGAAGAAGAUAAUCCUUGA